Molecule: messenger RNA, 837 nt
Organism: Sinocyclocheilus anshuiensis
Lineage: Eukaryota; Metazoa; Chordata; Actinopteri; Cypriniformes; Cyprinidae
Product: protein C19orf12 homolog
Exons: 3
Coding region: 193-618 (141 amino acids)
Source: RefSeq, a predicted model, not a curated record
UCCAGCUUCACACUUAAAAAAAAAAACGCCUGACAUAGCGCUUGUUGGCGUGAUGUGCUGACUUCUGGAGAUUUGAUAUUUUGACGUGGUCACCAAAUCUCCAAAUGUUUGAUGCCAUAAUUUCGGUUUUAUACUGUUAAUAGACAAUAUAAAAGUUGCCUUUGAAGUUAUACUGUAAUAUUUGCAAGCAAGAUGCCACCACGAAUUGAUGACGUAAUGAAACUGUGUUGUGAACUCUCCGCAAAUCAACAAGUAAAAACAGCGGUGAAGCAGUCUGGAAAAGGAGCAGCGGCCGCUGGUGGUUUAGCUUUUGCAGGAGGCUUAAUUGGGGGUCCUCUGGGGAUUGCAGUGGGUGGUGCUGUCGGUGGACUGAUUGGAUGCUGGAUGACAAGCGGACAGUUUAAACCUCUACCUCAGGUUAUCAUGGAAAUGACACCAGACCAGCAGCGCAGACUCUAUGAGGAUAUUGCAGCCGCUUUAGGCUCAAUAACAUGGACUGAUGUUGCACAGCUGACUGCCCUUGUAAUGGGAAACGCCACACUACAGCAGCAAGUGACCGCUGCUCUUCUGAGCUAUAUACAAAAGGAACUUCAAGCUGAAGUGCAUUAUAUAGACUGAUUUAACCUUAUUUUGAAUGUGAAACAUUUCAAACCUUAUAAUCAUGUGUCAUAUGGGUUGUUUGAUUGGAUGCUUGAGUACUGUAGUUGAAACUGGCAUACACAGCAUAUUUUUUUUACUGUCUAAAACUGUUUGUAACUUUAUAUGGUACAUUUGAAUCUAUGAAACCUUGUUUCCACCACAGGAUUAAAAACAAAACAAAAAAGAAAACAUAAAAGG